Messenger RNA from Argiope bruennichi, 5728 nucleotides. RefSeq lists its product as uncharacterized. The record is from RefSeq and is a predicted model, not a curated record. Gene Ontology annotation, biological process: regulation of small GTPase mediated signal transduction; activation of GTPase activity. Gene Ontology annotation, molecular function: GTPase activator activity; protein binding. The coding region runs from base 649 to 3624 and encodes 991 amino acids. The transcript has 19 exons. NCBI's taxonomy places the organism in Eukaryota, Metazoa, Arthropoda, Arachnida, Araneae, Araneidae. Gene Ontology annotation, cellular component: cytoplasm.
CUCUGGAGUCGAAAGAGCUCAUUGAUUUGGAAAGAAGAGCUGGUCCAGUCACGAGUGUAGCAGCAGGUGAAAGAGAGACUUGUGACAGGUCAUAAUGCUGAUACUCUUCAAGAAGAAAAAAUGCUGUUGUGAAAAAAAUUCACACAGCCGAGUUGGAAUUUUUUUGUUCGAUACUAAUAUAGCAGCAAGAUGGAAAAUUCAUUAAAGGAAACAUUCAAAAAAACUAUGUUAUCCUGUAGAUGGGUAGAACAUUUGUCAAGACCUUUAGUGUGUGCUCGUUAGAUACACGGACGAAGACCAAAGAAGAAAAUAAACCCCACAUUUGAUGGCUGAAAUGAAAUUAAAGAAACCGAUUUCAGAAUUAAUCUAGAGUAAUACAAAUGCAUCUUUCAAAAAUCUUGAAGUAAUUGAAUAAGUUGAUUCUGAUUAAUUUGAUAAACCUAUUAUAUUCAAAAUACGUGAAUUUAUAUUUUACAGGGAUCGACCGUUUCAUUGAGAAAUUGGUAGCAAUCAAUACCUUGCAAAAUAUUGCUUUUUAAAAUCAUACCAUUAAUCACCCUGCUAAGUCUUUUGAAAUUUUCUUGUGGCUCUACUAUUCUGUAACUAAACGAACUUGCAGCUAUAGUUGCAAAUCUUUGAAUAAGUCCAAUGUCUUCCCUUUGUUUCAUCUGUGAACUUCCGAUUCUAAGCCAUCAAACAAACGGUUUAUGGCCACCUGCUUCUCCUUGUGAAGAAGCCCUUGAAGAUGGCCUAGUUCUCUCGGUUCCUGAUACCACUGCAGUUGGUUCCACUUACCACGAAGAUUGUCUUGUUUGUAAUACGUGUGGUCUUCGAUUGGCUGGCUCGCACAUCUCAAGAGCUAGAAGAUUCCAAAAUAAAAUUUACUGCUCCCUUCAUUACGCAGAUGUGUCAGGACUCAGCAGUGGAGAUGAGUUCAUGCAAAAGCUUCGAGAUUAUAAAAGACAGAGUUUGGGUUGUGCUGAAGCUCGUAGAAAAAGCUCAACCACUUUGCAGUUUCCGAUCCCUGUUCAAGCAUGCCCAGGUAAUGGGCAAUGUGAAGGGUUUCCGCACACUAUCAAGGUGAUUCUUGGAUAUUGGAUCGAAUGCAGUGGGAGUAACAACAACUCAAAUGAUAGUUUGACUGUUAACUACUCAGCGCAGGAUUUGGAAAAGAAGUUCGAGUUGAUUUCUGUGGAAGAAGAAACGUAUGAAAAAUACUUCUACGGAACAGAACACUGGAACUAUUUUACCAACGAUGAAGCACUUGGACCAGUUAUCUUGAGCAUAAAGCAAGAAAAUGUGUAUAACAGGGAUCAAUUUAGUUCCUGCGGUAAAUUGGAAUCGGUGCCCGAGGCAGGGACUGAUAGUACUUCAUCUACAAAAGAUGGCAAUCAAUUUAACCAUCGCACUGGACGACUCGAGGCCGAUCUGAGAGUUAUGUUACGGACUGUGAGUUAUUGUCUUCAUGGACUCGUACCUGCUUCAUGCAUCUGCGCCGAUCGCUACGAUCGAGAGGCAGUUGUCAAGGCUUUAGGGGAUGAAGCUGGCCUCAAACCACCGUUGGUUUUAGGUCAGCUAUCAUCCACUCCCGACGAGCUAUUGAAAUUGGACCAGGUAUUCAUAAAGACAGAACUCAAAGUAGGAGUUAUUCUUGUCAGAGAAGGGCAACAAAGUGAAGAACAAAUUUUAGAUAAUCAAUCACACACGCCUCUCUUUGACGAAUUUCUCUCAAUACUUGGAGAUAGAAUCCGAUUGAAAGGUUUUGAUAAAUACAAAGGUGGUUUGGAUUCGGUUCAUGAUCUAACAGGAACAGAAUCUGUUUACACAGCUUGGAGAGGGAUAGAAAUCAUGUUCCAUGUAUCAACUAUGCUGCCUCAUGAAGAACAUGACCCUCAGAAGCUGCAAAAGAAAAGGCAUAUAGGCAAUGACAUCGUCUGCGUGGCCUUCAUGGAAGCUGAUGAUACACUUUUUUCUCCCACUUGUAUCAAAUCUCAUUUCCUGCACACUUUUAUUGUUGUUAAAACUAGUCCAUCAAAUAAAACAUCACCAACAUCAUAUGAGGUGUCUGUUGUGUCUAGAGAUGAAGUUGGAGCUUAUAAGCCAUACCUUUGGCAUCGGUCAAAGUUUACAAAAGAUUCACUUUUCCGUGAAUGGCUUCUGACGAAGAUCGUAAAUGGAGAAAGAGCAAGUUAUUCUGCUCCUAAAUUUGCGAGAAUGCAGGACAGAACAAGGAGUCAGAUGCUUGAAGACAUAGUCACAAAUUUACAGAAUCACGUGGAAACAGGACAGAUACCUAAGCCAUACAGACGAGGUUCGUGGCGUCCGAUAGGUCACAUGAGGCCAUCUAGUCCGUUAUUAGAUAGCGUCCGCGAUACGUUUGAAGGUUUCGAACAACUUGCCCGAGACUUCGGGAGAGCUUUUCAAAACAACAGACAUCUGUGCGACGUCAUCUUUAACGUUGGCCAAGGCAAAGAAAAAACAAGAGUGUAUGCAGUACGAGCAAUAUUAGGAGUAAGAAGCAGAGUAUUCUUGGAAAUGUUAUAUGGUUUUACAACUGGAUAUGGCCCUUGUAUGGUUGCACAAGGAGAAUCUCAAAGAAAAGACAGUAUAUUCGGAUCAAUCAAGUCGAGCAAUUUUUUGCAGGUUCCGGAUCCUCAUGAUACAGUCCGCUCCAAAGCACCCUCUUCUAGUCCGACCGUCUUCCGCUAUUUCUCUCGCCUUGGUAACUGGGCCGGAUGGGGUAUGGGGAGUCGUUCCAAAAGUCCUCUCACCGCGGAUGCAGGACUCAAACGUUGGCAGAGUGAGUUUGAUUGUAAAGAGAAAGAAAAAGAGCGCAGGCAAUCAGUUGCUGCUGCUGAAGUGACCCUAAGUAUGUGUGCGGAUGCAGGAAAAGUCGACAGGGCCAAACUAAGCCAAACGGAGUUCAAUAUUAUAGAGUUUGACAGUGAAACUUUCAUGAUUCUCAUGGAAUACCUGCAGAGCGGGUCUUGUCCAUUAACAUGCGAAACCAUUCCGGGUCUGAUAUGCGCUGCGGAACAUUAUGAUCUUCCAGAGCUUCUACAAGCGUGUUUUCAUCAUGCGAAACAACAUUUUCGAUUGUCUGUGGUUUGUUCGAUGCUGAACAUGUUGGAAAAUUACUAUUGGAGAUAUAAUUCAGCUUCAGAAUUGGUAAAUGCUAUCUUGCACUUCAUAGAUUCCAGAGCAUCUCAACUAUUCAACAGAAGAGAAUAUCUAGAAUUGUCUGAAUCUAUGUUCCAGAUGAUAUUAGGUAGAGAUCUAAAUAUUUCAGAGGUCACCAAAUUCCAAGUAAUGCUACAGUGGGCAAAUUACAAAAUUGAGAUGUCUACAAGUGUUGAUCCAAGAGAACUGGAAUGCAUAAUGAAUAGAUUAACAAGAGAUUUGAAAUUGCAGAAAAUCCCUCCACAAGAACUAAUUAGGGUUAUUUUGCCUACUAAGACAAUCAGUAACCAGCGCAUUUUGGAAACACUCUUAUAUCAAGCAGACACUGGAAUGUACCGUAUCCAACAGUCCCACAUAGAAGAAUGCCGUGCCCGCACAAAAGCUGAAAAUAGUGAAUCUCUUUCCUGGGAUAUCCUGGAAACAAAAAUCUGCGACACUGAGUGAUAAAUAUUUCCUGGUUAUAUGAAUAUCCUUUGAUAACUGGGUAUUCAUCAAAAGUGAAUGAAUUAUUGUCAACCACACACCAAUUUUGUCACUAAAUGAAUAAUUUCGUAAUUAUUUUAGACGAGUAAGAAACUCAUCUAAAAUAAUGAAGAUGAUUUUAUUUUUAUGCUGGAGUAACAGGUGACGAAGCUAAAUGGUGCUCUAACAUGAUAGUUAUUGACAGUCCUGUACUAAAUACACAAAAUAUUGGCUUUUAUUUUUACAGACACACAUCAACCAAUGAAAUACAUGAUCUUUAGUCCAAAUUUUUAUAUACAGAGAUAAAAAGGGUGGUACAUUUUCACUGCAGAUACCCAGUGCAUUUAUAUAAAAAGAUUACAGGAAACUCGACGUUUACUAUACGAAAGUUAUUUAUCUUUACAGUAUGAGGAAUCACUAAGAGUAUUACUCCGUAUAACAUAAACUCGCAGUUAUUUUUUAAAUAAAAUAUUCAUUAAAAAGAUUUGAUAAGCUUAAAAACAUUAUAUCUCCUUUAUAAAUGUGUACAAACAAAAAAAAAUUCUUAUACUUUCUUUUGGGAAGUUCUACUUAUGUGUACAAACAAGAAAUCCCGUGCCUAUCACAUAAAAGUGCAAUUUCAAAACGCAUUUUUAAAGAAAAUUCUUCAUUUGCAAAAUCAGACAGGAAGGAAUGAAAAAGUGCACUUUAAGAGAAAAUUUUAUAUAAUAGUAAAAUAAUCUCUGAUGCCAUUAUUUUAUUCCAAAAAAAGGGAAAAAUCUAUUCUUUGAAAAUUUCUAUUUUCAUAUUUUUUAACAAAUAAAGAGCAAUUUCUUCAAUAAUUAAGUCAUUUAACUUCGUUAGUACUGUGAUUUGGAAAUUGGUAUUAUGUGAUCGAAUGACAUUCGAUAAUUGAUUUAAUAUGGACAAGGUGGAGGAAAUAUAGCAUUAACUAUCAAACAUUGUCCAUAAAAAUGAAAUAAAAUGCAACCUAAAAUUUCUAUAAAAUAAAUCAUCUUUUUUAUUAAAGAUAUAAAUAAAUCAAAUAAAUUAAAAUAAGAGAACUGCAUUUCAUUUUUGCUUUUCAAUUUUAAUGCAUUGCAUUUCUGAAUAUUAAACGAUCACUUACAUUUCCUUAGCAUCUUUUUACUUUCAUUAAUUUUUCAGUGGUAAUAUAUGUCAAAGCAUGAUUUAUUUAGCAGGAUUAUCAUCUUUAACACUUCAAUCAAUAAUCAAUAUUACAAUCGAUUCUAAUAUCACAACUUUUAGUUUUGCAUGUUUGCCGUACCAUAAAAUAUCUCAUAUAGAACUUGCACAAAGUUUUAUUUUUUGUCUCCUGAUCUUGCACACGGGAAUGAAAUUUUAGAAUCUUUUCUUAUAUUUUGAGCUCACCGCCUUCACACCUGUUGCACCUGCUUAGAUCCAGCACUGCUUUUUUUCUAAGAAUAUAUUUAAGCUUUGGGGAUUCAAAAAUGCAUUCUCAUAUUAGGAAAGAGAUGAUAUACAAAUAAUUUGGAAACGAGAAAUUUUAAAUCGGUCCAAAUAAUACUAAAUAAUAUUUCCAAAAGAAAUCGAUUUGGAAUCUACUCAGAAGAAAAUUAUUUUUAAAUAUCAAAUCAUUAAUUGACAUUAAAUUUCAAACAUUAUACCUUUAAAUUUAUGUCUGCAAUAUCAAUGCACAGUGAUUCGUUUGGAGCAGUCUUUCUCUAAAAAAAUCAAACAUCCGGUGAAAAUAAUGAUUUCGUUAAUAUUAUCCUUUGCUCAUUCUAUUCUAACGUCUUUAUGUUAAACUUUUACAGAAAUGGAAAAGUCAAAUUUUAUAUUAUAAACUGUCCUUAUCUUAGAAGUUUCGCUGUAUGAAAAUAUGCGUUUUUUAAAUGACAAUAUUCAUUCAUAUUUUCUGUUUUAAUGAAUUGUUUUGAUGUGUAUUAUAUAAAAAAUAUUUUUUGUUUAUUUUUUCUGAAUAUCAACUUUCAAAUAUCCUGUUGAACAACUUCUUUAAUUUAAUUUAUUUGCUAGCCUCUCGUACCCUGAUGCAAUAACGAUUUAUUCGAUUAAUUUUUUUUUUCAAAUUGUAUUAAUUAAGGCUAUUUAAUGAAAACUUGCC